AACGUCAGCAUGGCGGUGCUCCUUGAAACGACGCUGGGCGAUAUUGUAAUCGAUUUGUUUACAGACGAAAGGCCUAAAACUUGCCUAAACUUUCUGAAAUUAUGCAAGAUAAAAUACUACAACUACUGCCUCAUCCACAAUGUGCAGAGAGACUUCAUCAUGCAGAUGGGAGAUCCCACUGGAACAGGCCGUGGUGGAGAAUCAGUCUACAGCAAACUCUACGGGGACCAGGCCCGCUUUUUUGAUAUAGAGAAAGUACCGCGUAUCAAACACAAGAAGAAGGGGACAGUAUCUAUGGUGAACAAUGGAAAUGAUCAACAUGGUUCUCAGUUCCUUAUUACAGCAGGGGAAAACCUGGACUAUCUGGAUGGAGUUCAUACUGUGUUUGGGGAAGUGACAGAAGGCAUGGACAUCUUGACCAAAAUCAAUGAGACCUUUGUUGACAAGGAUUUUGUCCCAUUCCAGGAUAUUAGGAUAAACCACACAGUGAUACUGGACGACCCAUUUGAUGACCCUCCUGACCUGCCAGUUCCUGAUCGAUCACCUGAGCCCACCAAAGAGCAGCUAGAUAGUGGCCGUAUUGGAGCAGAUGAAGUAAUCGAUGACACAGAUGGGAAAGGAGCCGAGGAACUGGAGGAGAGGCUGAAGGAGAAAGAAGCCAAGACUCAGGCCAUCCUGCUGGAGAUGGUGGGCGACCUCCCCGACGCAGACGUGAGGCCUCCAGAGAACGUGCUGUUUGUGUGCAAACUGAACCCAGUGACCACAGAUGAAGACCUGGAAAUCAUCUUUUCCCGCUUUGGGUCCAUAAAAAGCUGUGAGAUCAUCAGAGACUGGAAAACUGGGGAUUCCCUCUGUUACGCUUUUAUCGAGUUUGAAAAGCAAGAAGAAUGUGAGAAGGCCUACUUCAAAAUGGACAAUGUGCUCAUUGAUGAUCGACGCAUACACGUAGAUUUCAGCCAGUCAGUUGCGAAGAUCAAAUGGAAAGGGAAAGGUGGGAAAUACACUAAAGACGACUUCAAAGCCUACGAGAAGGACGUGGAGAACCGAUCCAAGCUGGCUCUCAAGGAUCAAAUGAAGCCCAAACAAGACUCCAAGUACGACCUGCUAAUGGAGGAGGAAGAGGAGGCGACGAGUCACCGGCACGCUGAGAAGAAACACAAGGAGAAGAAGCAUCACCAUCAUUCAGAUGACGAGAACAGCAGGAAGUCCAAGAAGCACAAGGAGAGCGAGGAGAGCAGGCGUGACAGGAAAACCGGCCGCCAGCGCUCUCGCUCGCGAUCCCGAUCCAGAGACCGAGACCACAAACACAGCAAGUCCCGGGUCAAACACGGGAAAGAAGGUCGAGACAAAGGCCACAGAGACCGAAGUCGCAGCCGCUCGCCCAAGAAGUCCAAGGAUAAAGACAGGAGUAGAUACAGAUGAGGGAGGAUGCAAAAGAAAGAUGCUUCACCUUAAUCUUAUUAAAUGUCUUUGUGGCACAGCUGUACUUAGCAUGACGUGAUGUUCAUCAACCUAAACUUCCCUUAAAAUCACCUUCUUUGACUGUCAAUAGAAAGUCCUUGUCACAUUGUCUACAUGAACAAAGUUGAAUUAAAAGAAAUGCCUUUUUUAUAUAAACAUUAAAAAACAUCCGCCAUAAUGUGGUCGUAUCAGUUAA
This is a messenger RNA of Stegastes partitus (bicolor damselfish), 1657 nucleotides long. RefSeq names its product peptidylprolyl isomerase (cyclophilin)-like 4 (gene ppil4). The record is from RefSeq and is a predicted model, not a curated record. Gene Ontology annotation, biological process: protein peptidyl-prolyl isomerization. Gene Ontology annotation, molecular function: RNA binding; peptidyl-prolyl cis-trans isomerase activity. The coding region runs from base 10 to 1422 and encodes 470 amino acids. Gene Ontology annotation, cellular component: nucleus. The transcript has 13 exons. Lineage: Eukaryota; Metazoa; Chordata; Actinopteri; Pomacentridae.